Molecule: messenger RNA, 219 nt
Organism: Caenorhabditis sp. 36 PRJEB53466
Lineage: Eukaryota; Metazoa; Nematoda; Chromadorea; Rhabditida; Rhabditidae
Source: the annotation of a GenBank genome assembly
AUGCAGUCCUCCACCGUCUUCUUCGGUCUUCUCAUCGUCCUUUCGUGCCUUCUCCUCUCUGCCGACGCUCAAUUCUUCUUCCCGUUCGGAAUGGGACAGAACAACGUGGCGCCGAGCAACUACAACAACAACUACGGAGCCACCUACGGAUCCGGAUACGGAGUCAAGGACUCCGAAGGAUUCUUCACUAUGUGCAAAGGAUGGACGUGCCAGAACUAG